Molecule: messenger RNA, 1432 nt
Organism: Aegilops tauschii subsp. strangulata
Lineage: Eukaryota; Viridiplantae; Streptophyta; Magnoliopsida; Poales; Poaceae
Product: glycosyltransferase BC10-like
Cellular component (GO): membrane
Molecular function (GO): glycosyltransferase activity
Source: RefSeq, a predicted model, not a curated record
GCAUGGCCAGCGGCACGGCCAAGCCCAUGCCAGCCCUCCACUCAGGAAGCGUCCUCCCCAAUGUGCUCACCAUGCUGCUGCUCCUCUCCAUCGGCUUCGUCCUCGGCAUGGUGUGCACCGCCAGCUUCCACGAUUCCUACCUCCUUCCUUUCCUGCAGCCGUUGCCAUCUCUCCUACGGUCGCGGUCACCGCUGCCCCCGCACGCGCCCGCGCCGUCGCCGGUGACAGAGUUACCCUCACAGUCGCCCUCGCCAUCACCGGACACAGCGUGCGUCGUCGGCCCACCGUUGCCCUCUCCUCCCUCGCAGCAGCCGACGCCGUCCCCGCCGGCGAGCUUGGGGUUCGCGGACUUCCUCGCGCCGAGCGGCGGUCUCAUGCACAACAUGACCGACGAGGAGCUGUUCUGGAGGGCGUCCAUGGUGCCCAGGGUCGCCCGCGUGCCGUGGCGCAUCGUGCCCAAGGUGGCAUUCCUGUUCCUCGUGAGGGGGGACCUGCCGCUGCGGCCGUUGUGGGAGAAGUUCUUCGCCGGACACGAAGGGCUCUACUCCAUCUACGUGCACGCGAGCCCCGCCUACACCGGCUCGCCGCCGGCAGACUCCGUCUUCUACGGCCGCAUGAUCCCAAGCCAGAACACCAGCUGGGGCGACAUGAACCUCGUGCACGCGGAGCGGCGACUGGUGGCAACGGCGCUGCUGGACCUCGGCAACGCGCGGUUCGCGUUGCUGUCGGAGACGUGCAUUCCUCUCCUCUCCUUCCCGGCCGCCUACGCCUUCCUCACUGGCUCCAACGCCAGCUUCAUCGACAGCUUCCCCACCCGCGCGCGGCACGUCCCAUUCUUCACCGAACGCAACGUCAGCCUCGCGCAGUGGCGCAAGGGGUCGCAAUGGUUCGAGAUGGACCGGCCGAUCGCCGUGGAGCUCGUCGCCGAGGAGCGUUACAUGGCCGUGUUCCGCGGCGACCACGGAAUCGGCAACAUGGAGGAGCACUACCUGCCGACACUGGUAACCCUGCUGGGCUGGGGUGCGCGCGCCGCCAACCGGACCCUCACGUACGUCGCCUGGCCGAGACCGGGCCCGCACCCGGCAACCUACGGCGUGAGGGACGUCACGGCGGAGCUGCUGGAGGGGAUGAGGCGAGGGAACGGGGAGUGCGGCUACGGCCGUGCCGGCGGGGCGGUUGAGUUCUGCUUCAUGUUCUCGCGCAAGUUCUCCCGGGACGCGCUCGGCAAGCUGCUUGAGCUCGCUCCUAAGGUCAUGGGGUUCGGCUGAAAUUUUGUAUAUCUACUAGCAGCUCGUGCGUUGCAACGGAAGAAAAAUUGGACAUGUGCUCAGAAUUUAGUUAAAAUUCUAUGUGCAAACAUAGUUGUUUCUUCACUACCAAGAAAAUGUUAAUUGUCUCGUCCAUUAUUUACAAGCGUGCUAUCCAUUGCAAA